This is a messenger RNA of Eubalaena glacialis (North Atlantic right whale), 4189 nucleotides long. It is a transcript of the gene LRRFIP1, whose product is annotated as LRR binding FLII interacting protein 1. Gene Ontology annotation, biological process: regulation of transcription by RNA polymerase II. Bases 368 to 2911 code for a protein of 847 amino acids. Gene Ontology annotation, molecular function: DNA-binding transcription factor activity, RNA polymerase II-specific; RNA polymerase II cis-regulatory region sequence-specific DNA binding. The transcript has 10 exons. Lineage: Eukaryota; Metazoa; Chordata; Mammalia; Artiodactyla; Balaenidae. The record is from RefSeq and is a predicted model, not a curated record.
CGCGCGCUGAGAACGGGGCGGGCGUGGUGCGUGGUGGAGCGCCGGCGGGACCCUCGUGGGUGGAGGGCUGGGGGCGGCCCCAGCUUCUCUUCUCCCGGGCGCCGCCACCCCAGGCCCGCGGGCUCCCGGGCUCCGGCCACCUGCGCCCCGCCCCUGCGGCCGCGCCCCAGCCCCGGAACCGCGGAGGCGCGCCCCCGCCUCGGGAAGGGCGAGGUUCCCGUCCCGACGCGCGGAUUUGUCUCCGGGCAGUAGCCCCGCCGUUCUCGGCAUGCGGCUGCGCUGAGAGCCGGCCCGCCCGCGGAUCCGGGGAGCCGGGCGUUGGCUCCCUUUGCCUGCUGUGUGAGAAGGUGGACCUGCAGCCGGCAGGAUGACCAAUCCUGCGGCCGCGCAGAACCAGGAAAUAGACUGUCUGAGCCCAGAAGCUCAGAGACUGGCGGAGGCCAGGCUGGCGGCAAAGCGCGCGGCACGAGCAGAGGCCCGAGAGAUCCGGAUGAAGGAGCUGGAGCGGCAGCAGCAGGAGGCAUCUGAUGAAGAUGAGCGCGUGUCAGUGGGUAGCCGCGGAAGUCUGAGGGUUGAAGAGAGACCAGAAAAAGACUUCGCGGAGAAGGGGUCUCGUGGCCUGCCCGGCCUGUCUGCAGCCACACUGGCCUCCCUGGGUGGGACUUCCUCUCGAAGGGACAGCGGGGACACCUCCAUCUCCAUUGACACUGAGGCCUCCAUUAGGGAAAUCAAGGAACUCAAUGAGUUAAAGGACCAGAUUCAGGAUGUAGAAGGCAAAUACAUGCAGGGAUUGAAAGAGAUGAAGGACUCACUAGCAGAAGUUGAAGAAAAAUAUAAGAAGGCCAUGGUUUCCAACGCUCAGCUAGACAAUGAGAAGACAAACUUUAUGUACCAGGUCGAUAUGCUAAAGGACAUGAUGCUGGAGCUUGAAGAGCAGCUGGCUGAGUCCAAACGGCAGUACGAGGAGAAAAGCAAAGAAUUUGAAAGGGAAAAGCAUGCCCACAGUAUCCUCCAGUUUCAGUUUGCUGAGGUGAAAGAGGCCCUGAAGCAAAGAGAAGAAAUGCUUGAGAAACAUGGAGUAAUCCUAAAUUCAGAAAUAGCUACCAAUGGAGAGACUUCAGACUCUCUAAAUAAUGUUGGCUACCAAGGUUCUACAGAGAUGACAAAGGAAGAGUUAAAUGCCCUCAAGGCAACGGGGGAUGGGACGCUAGGCAGAGCCAAUGAAGUGGAGGUGAACAAUGAAAUGGUGGAGAAUGAGGGGAAAAGAGAAAUCUUGCCGAACACUGAGCAAAGACAGCACAAAGAGGACCCAGGAGAGGACUGUGUGGACACAGAGGUGUUACAUCCUGGUGACAAUGCCGAGGACCAGAAAACCUCUGAAGACAGUGCCCCCUCCCCAGGAACAUUAGUAAAUUCUGAGAACGCGGAACAGGUUCAAAGCCAAAUUCUGGAGAACACUUCCUUCUUUGAAAACACACAGCAGGUUGAGUCAAGUGAGGUCAUAAACAGUGAACUAGAUGGUGAAAUCCCAGGUCCUAGGAUUGGGCAGGGCAGCAGUAAUGCCUUGGAUGUCAAAAACCAAAGUAAAGAAUCUGCAGAAGAGUGGGAAAAAGAAAAACAGGAAGAUUUUGAAACCAACUUGGAAGAGAUUAGCAUAGAACCACGUCAGGAAUCUGCUCCUCUGCAAAUAUCUGAAGUUGGAAGGGAGAGCAGUGCAGACACUGGGGAGCAGAGUGGGAACCCCACAGAGGCUGUGCCAGAGGCAGGGCUCACUGGAUCGGGGGAGCAGGAGGGCACAGUAGCCUCAAGUCCUCCAAGGGGUAUCGAUGACACAGUGAGUCACCAUGAAAAAUGGGAGGUAGAUGCUCCAGAAGGCUUGGACCCAAGCUCAGGGCAUGAUUUAGAGAAAGAACUCACCAACCAGGAAGUAGCUGAGCCCAAGGAGGUCCCAAUUCAGAGCACAGAGGUAGGUGGGGAGAACAAUGAAGAGGAGGGUAAAGGAAGAAAAUUAAGGGAUGAGAAACCAGUCAAGCUGGAAGUCCGAGCCAUUCCUUGUUCUCCAGAAGCCAAAAGCAGUCCUCAGGAGGUGACAGGUCCAAGUACGGUAGAUGCUGAAAGUGAACCCCUAGGUGUGAAAGAGCCCGAUGAAGAAAAGAAUGACCAACAGGGAGAGGCACUGGAUUCGUCGCACAAGAAAACGAAGAACAAGAAAAAGAAAAACAAGAAGAAAAAAUCACCAGCACCUGUAGAAACCAAAGAUGUUCAGAAAGAGUUAACAUUUCAAAACCCAGAUUUAAGUGAAGUGAAAGAAGAGCAGGUAAAAUUUACUGACAAAAAACCAGUUGUAGAAGCACAAAAUGAGGUCACUAAAAACCCAAAACAGAACACUGCGGUAGGAAGCAGUAAAAAUGCCGAUGGUCCAGAAAAUCCUAAAAUUGAGUUGGAUGGAGGACUUAACCAAGAAGAUUUUGGUGUAAACACUAAGACAGGGAAAGCAGUAGCUGAUGGAGACACGUUGGAUUUUGAAGAUAAUACAGUUCAGUCGUCAGGCACCAGUGCCAGUAAUAAAGAAUUAGAGGAAGGUGCUAUAAAAGAUGAUGCUGAAGAAGAUGGCACCGCUCCCAGCCGUCCUCCAGGUCCAGACAAUGAGGAAGUGCCAGGCAGCACCCUGCUCCAAGACGGAGGUCCCUCAAAGAACAUUAACGAUGCCUGUCAAACUGAAGGCACAGAAGAGCAUGUGACAUCAGAAAAUCUAGGUCAGACCAUCAGGAAGGUUUCAGAUAGCAUUAGUCUAGAAAAUGAUGACGUGGCACCAGCAGGCGAGGUGGGGGACUUUAAUUCAGAAAGCAAGGAAGAGAUGACAGGUGGACACAGGAAGGGCAGAAACAAAGAGGACUGUACCUUGUCGUAGGUUGAGGCGGGGUCUUAGGGAGGGGCCAGGACUGCACAGCAAGUCCAACUGUGAGAGACUCCACCGGUGAGACUCAGAAAAUGGUCUAGAUUGGUAUAGACGCACCGAAUGACAAUCCACCACCAAGUUAUCUAAUCCUUGAAGCUAUAGACUGUUACCUGUAGAUUUCUAUUUCAUCACUAAGGUUAUCACACAGAUGAGAAGGACACUUCUGUUAUCGGAGCUAGUUCUAAUGGAGAGCAUUCCAAGAGCAUCAAACAAUAAUGUACACUGUUUUAUUCCUGCUUAAAAUCAGCAUCAAAAUAUUUAGCUUUUGCCUUAAGCUGAUAUGAAUGUGCAUAUUCUUGACCAAAAGUAUCAGCAUCUAAUUGAAGUGACCAAAUAGUAUCCUGAGAUUUCCACAUUAUGAGUAUGAUUUAAAUGAAGGUGUCUCAUUUAAAUAUAUGUGCUUUCAUAUUUGAUCUUGAUAUGUAUAAUAUAACCUGUAUGGUAUUUUAUUUAAAAAGUACAUAAACGGCCAAACAGCCUAUAGGUCACUGAGUGAUGAGAUUUGCAUGUUAGGACAAUAAUUAAUCAUGUUAGGGAUAGCAAAUAAACAUCUUACAGCACUAGGGAUCGCUUACUUGCUUUUACCUCAUAUAAGUAUUUUAUCUCAGACCAAUACUUUUGGAUCUCAUUCUUGAGGAUACCUGAAUUUAUUUUGUAGAUUUUGACUUAAUGACAAUUAUGUACCAAAGUCAUUUUAUACAAAGACUUUUUUUUUUUUUUUUAAUUUUUUUCUGGAAGAGAUACAUGUUGUAAUUGCAUUUCCUACUGCAGUAUUUGGGCAGGGAGAAUCAUUUCUAAAAUUUAUUUUUUUAACCUUAAAAUUACUUCUCUUUGUAUUUGUCUCAUCAUUAUUCAGUAGAGCAAGACAAAAGGAUGCUAUUCUUGUGCAAACUUCUGAUUAGACUCUAACAGGAUAUUUUAAAUAGUUGAAUCACUUGGUAUUUUGGUACAAAUAUUUUCAUUUGUUGUUUUUCAGUAUAUUCUUACCGGAAAUUUCUUGUUUUGAUCUUCCUGAACAAGAUAUAUAUUUUCUAUAUAAAGAAACAUUUUAAAAAUAAUUGUAAAGUUAAAUAAAAAACCAUUAUAAAAUAUUAAAAUUACAGGGGAAUGUACAGUUUGAAUGCUGUUGACACUUUAUGAGAUCAUAUGACUUCGUAUUAUUGUUACAAGAUAUAACUGAGUGCAAAAAUGACCAAUACCUCAACAAAAUUUGAAAUAAAAACAUUUUAU